Branchiostoma floridae (Florida lancelet) is the source of this 1407-nucleotide messenger RNA. Its product is annotated as p21-activated protein kinase-interacting protein 1-like. NCBI's taxonomy places the organism in Eukaryota, Metazoa, Chordata, Leptocardii, Amphioxiformes, Branchiostomatidae. Bases 105 to 1169 code for a protein of 354 amino acids. The record is from RefSeq and is a predicted model, not a curated record. The transcript has 11 exons. Gene Ontology annotation, molecular function: protein binding.
AUUAGACCUCGAAAAGCUUUAUCUGGGGUGAAAAUGUGAAGCACAGCAAGCACACCUUUUGAUGACGUCACGAGGAGAGCACAUGUCAGACGACAGAACCCAGAAUGGAGGUUGUGGUGGGGUGCUACGAGCAGAUGUUGCUGGGGUUCCGACUGGUGGAGGGGGGAGAGGAAUGUAAGCUGGAGCCAACGUUCACAGAUAACUCCCACACCGGCUGUGUGAAGGCGGUUGCCUCAGGUGGACAUGUUCUGGCUUCAGGCAGCACGGAUGAAACCAUCCACCUCUACAAUAUGGAGACUAGAACAGAGCUGGGAACCCUGCUGCAACAUGAUGGCUCGAUCACCUGUCUGCAGUUCUAUGACUCGUCUCACAUGCUGAGUGGUGCAGAGGACGGGACCAUGUGUGUGUGGCAGACUGGGACAUGGGAGUGUCUCAAGUCCAUGAGAGGACACAAAGGUGGGAUAAAUAGCUUAUCUGUACAUCCAUCAGGCAAGCUGGCACUUUCUGUGGGCAAGGACAAAACCAUCAGAACAUGGAAUUUAGUGACUGGUCGGCCUGCAUACACAACCAACAUAAAGCAGGUUGCAGACCUGAUCCACUGGUCACCUAAGGGAGACAUGUAUGCUGUUGUUACUGGCAACAAGAUCAAUGUGUACAGACUUGAGACUGCUGGACUCAAAUGUAGUUUGGAUGCUGGAAGAAGAGUGCUGACAAUGGCGUACAUUACAAACUCAGCUCUGGCAGUGGCUGGAGAAGACAGAAAUAUUCAGAUCCUGAAUGUUGAGACUGGAACAUGCACAUUUGACUUCUCAGCUCAUGAGAACAGAAUCAAGAGUCUGGUAUGUGUUAGAGACCACAGAAGUGAUGCAGGAGAAACAGAUCUCCUGAUGGUCAGCAUAUCCAGUGAUGGCUACAUUAAAGUCUGGGCACUCAAAACAGAUCAGCUGGAGAAAACACCCACCCUUGUUGCACAGCACAAUACCACAGCACGGCUGACAGCCCUGGCUAUUGUAACUACUCAGUCUGCAGAACCAAAACUUUCCACAACAAAAACAGCACAGGAGAAAAGAAAACUUCCAGAAGAAAAAGAAGCAGAGCAGAAGACAGAGAAGAGAAAAAAUGUGAAGGAGAAGAAAGGAGGAAAGAAGAAACUUAAGAUAAAGAACUAGAAAACAAAUUUCAUUUUGAUAUGUUUAGGAUCUGUUUUUAUUUAGUUUUACGAAAAAAACUGUCAUAGUCGAUACAGGAUCAUUUGGCCCUUUACCAACUCGACCCAGUGAUCUUGGCGAAACACAGCAUCAACUCAACUAUGAUUAUUGAUACAGGGUUAGGGCAUUGUCUAGAUGAAAAAAAAUGUACAAAUUGAAUUCAAUUUAAUGACCAACUUUAUUAAUUCUCCAAGUAUAU